This is a messenger RNA of Vigna radiata var. radiata (mung bean), 3629 nucleotides long. RefSeq names its product nitrate regulatory gene2 protein. The coding region runs from base 1123 to 3474 and encodes 783 amino acids. Lineage: Eukaryota; Viridiplantae; Streptophyta; Magnoliopsida; Fabales; Fabaceae. The transcript is spliced from 5 exons. The record is from RefSeq and is a predicted model, not a curated record.
UGUUGGGUCCCACUAAUCACACAUUUUGACCAGUCCCUUUCUCCAAAAUUUCCUAAUAAAAAACAAAACUUGUGAUUUAGUUAGCUUCAACCAAAAUCCUAUGGCAUUCCUGUAAUUGUGUACAACAUGGAGGGCAAACACUCACCCACCUUCACUUCUCACACUCUCUUCUUCCUUCCUUUAUUAGCUCUCCAACCUCAACCUGAAACCAAAAUCCAAAGCUUUCAAUUUUCUCUCACUUUUUUUUAUCUUUCUUUCUCUCUUUUUUCCUUUUAGUAUACUUGUUGUCUUCCUCCCUCUGUUUUGACCGUUGCUUUUUCUCAACGUCUUUCUCUGUUCACACACACUUCUCUCUCUGUCACUGAUUCCUUUUCCACUACUCUUCCUCAUCAAAACACUGUCGUUUUCCUUCACCUCAUUGUCACCUGCGCUUCUCCCUUCUAACCCUUUAUUCCCCUUCUUCCUUUUCAUCUUGUUCUUCUCCUCUUUAACCAAUAUACACAGUUUGGUUGUGUUAGAAGGAAGAAAUUGAAAAAGGGUAUCAUGGAAAAUUCUGUCUUACUGAAAAUGGGUACUUUGUUGUAAUGUUUAUCUGCUUAUUCUUUAUGUAUUUUAUCUGUAUUUUUUCUGAGUGUGUAGAGAGAGCAAAGGAGCGAGGCAGAGAGAGAGAGACAAAGAUUUUCUCUUUUAAGUUUAUUGAUGUAUGGAUUUUCCUAAAUUUGUAUUUAUCAAGUUACAUUUGUUCUUUUUUUAAUUUGUUCUUUAGUGUCUGCCCUUUUUUGUUCAUCUCUAAGAUGGUUUUCUGGGAGGCUUUAGGCUGAUCGUCUGUUUUUAUUUCUACAUUUGGAAAAACAAAUCCCAGAUGCAAAGUUGUGUGCUUACUUCUUGUAUUCUGGUUGGGUAUGGUUUGGUUUUCUGGAUAUUAUAGAGGAAAAGGUUUGAAAAAUGCUGGAUCUUCAUCAACCUUCUUCUGGCUUGUAUAUGAAGAAAAGUAUCGAGCUUCAUUAGCAUCUUUAGAGUUAUGGUUUCUGUAUGAAUCUGGUGAGGCAUAAAGAAAGGUUGUUCUUUGGUUUCCUUUUCGAUGCAAGUUUGAGGAAUUCAUUCAUAGGGAACUAAGAAGAGAUGGGAUGUUCACAUUCAAGGUUGGAUGAUGAAGAGGCAGUUCAGCUUUGUAGGGACAGAAAGAAGUUCAUCAAACAAGCUGUUGAGCAAAGGACUCGGUUGGCCACUGGACACAUGGCAUACAUAGAAUCUCUGAAAAGAGUUUCAGCAGCACUUCGUGAUUACAUUGAAGGUGAUGAACCUCGCGAGUUCUCAUUGGACAAUGCCAUCACCCCACCUUUCACACCUGUGAAGAAGAAAAGUGGCCCGGGAUUCAUUCCUAUAUCAGCAAAACCCUUCGCAGCAACAGGAGCUAUUGAGUUUGGGAUCGGACCAAACUCUACUUUGAAAGUGAAUUACUUUAGGCCUGGUGGUAACCCAGCAAUUUCAGUUGAGGAAAGGCCUCAAUCUCCGGAAAGGGUACGUGUUGAGACAUAUUAUCCUCCAAUGCAGCAGUAUGGCUUUGAUGGAUUUUUCAACAUGCAAUCCUCACCGGUGAAUCCCUCAAUUUUUGCCUAUUCUCCCAAUAAUAGGCCUACUAUCCCUCCCCCUUCACCUCAAGCUUCCCAAUGGGAUUUCUUUUGGAACCCCUUUUCUUCUCUGGACAGCUAUGGCUAUCCUGCAAAAAGUAUUGAUCAUGCUGCAAUGGAUGAUGAAUACAGAGGACUCAGGCAGGUUAGAGAAGAAGAAGGAAUACCAGACCUGGAAGAAGAUGAAACUGAACAUGAAGAUGGUGUUGGAAAAAGAAAUGUAGUAGAAGAAAGAACUAGACCUAACAUGAAUUCUUCAAAAGAAGAAGUUAUUGUUGAAGAUGUUGAAGAUGAUGAUGAUGAUGAUGAUGAUGAUGAUGAUGAGGAGGAGGAGGAGGAGGAGGAGGAGGAGGAUGAGGAGGAGGAAGAGGAGGAAGAAACAGACAUUGAAGAUGCAACCAAGCAUGUUGCCAAAGAUUCCCAAGCUCGUGGAAGUGCAAGUUUUGAAGUAUCAAAAGCUCAAGCUGCUGGUCAUAUUGAAUCUAGCCAUAGAGAAAUGACAAUUGGUAAGAAAGAUGCUGUGGAAGAAACACCUGGUUUUACUGUUUAUGUAAACCGAAGGCCAACAAGCAUGGCAGAAGUGAUCAAUGAUAUUGAAACUCAAUUCACAAUCGUAUACAAUGCAGCUAAAGAUGUUGCAGCAUUGUUAGAGGCCAAGAAAUCUCAAUAUUUGUUGACUUCUAAUGAACUUUCAGGAUCAAAGUUGUUGAACCCGGUAGCUCUGAUUCGAUCAGCUUCUUCACGCUCUUCUUCAUCACGAUAUUUGGUAAAUUGUUCAAGCACUGGCAAGGAAGGUUGUGAUGGCACAAAGAAUCUCUCUGAGGAACAUUGUAUGUUAUCAGGUAGUCACCACUCCACAUUGGACAGAUUAAAUACCUGGGAGAAGAAACUCUAUGAGGAAGUCAGGUCUGGAGAGCGUAUCCGAAUUGCAUAUGAGAAGAAAUGCAAGCAACUCAGGAACUUUGAUGCAAAAGGAGAGGACCCCUCUUGCGUAGAUAAAGCAAGAGCAGCCAUUAGAGAUCUUGAUACCCAGAUAACAGUUUCAAUACACUCAGUUGAAGCUAUUUCAAGGCGAAUCGAAACUCUAAGGGAUGAAGAGUUAUAUCCCCAACUUCUUGAAUUGGUGCAAGGGCUGGAAAGGAUGUGGAAAGUGAUGGCAGAAUGCCAUCAGAAACAGAAGAGAACCUUGGAUGAAGCUAAGAUUCUUCUAGCUGGCACUUAUUCUAAACUACAUGCUAGAAAACAAUCUUCCAUGUUAAUGACAGAUCCAAACAGGCUAGCUCGUUCAGCCUCCAAUCUUGAAUUUGAGCUAAGGAACUGGAGAAACGCCUUUGAGUCAUGGAUCACUUCUCAAAGAUCCUACAUUCAUGCACUAACUGGAUGGCUUCUUCGGUGCAUGAGAACUGAGCCUGAUGCAUCCAAGUUGCCAUGCUCUCCUCGUAGGUCAAGUGGCACUCACCCUUUGUUUGGACUGUGUGUUCAGUGGUCAAGACGCCUAGAUGCCAUACAAGAAAAGGCAGUGCUUGAUGGCUUAGACUUUUUUGCAGCUGGGAUGGGGUCCCUCUAUGCACAUCAGUUGAGAGAAGAUUCUAGGAGAAACUCAUUUGGACCAAAACAAAGUAAUGGUAAUAUGGAACUAGUAGAAGCUGGUGAGGUAGAAGAGGUAAUGGCUCCAGAAAAACUUGCUGAAGUUGCUAUUAAGGUGCUUUGUGCUGGAAUGUCUGUUGCUAUUAGCUCACUGGCAGAGUUUGCUUUGGAUUCUGCUGAGGGAUACAAUGAAGUUGUCAAGCAAUGGGACAAUGUCAAGUGUCAAAAUACUGCUUCUAGCAACACCAGGACAUAGCUGUCUCACAUUUUGAGUUAUUUAGUUUAGGUUUAUUUAGAAAAAUGGGUGUAGAAUGUAAUUAUGUAUUUAACUAACCAGUAUAAAAGGUAGAAUAGCAAGGGCAAUUGCACCCAAUAUUUUGUUAUAAUUGAUUUCUUUUUUCUUUCUCUAAA